Messenger RNA from Musa acuminata AAA Group (dessert banana), 1482 nucleotides. Its product is annotated as actin-85C. Lineage: Eukaryota; Viridiplantae; Streptophyta; Magnoliopsida; Zingiberales; Musaceae. The record is from RefSeq and is a predicted model, not a curated record. Bases 111 to 1109 code for a protein of 332 amino acids. The transcript has 6 exons.
CACUUUCCCCUCUUUGCCAUUUCCUGGGUCUUUGGCGUCUCUUCGACCCUAUUUCCCAUAUCCUGCCUUGCCGCGCCUUAAUCGAAUAAUCGCCUUCAGAUUUAUAGAAAAUGGCUGAUGCUGAAGAUAUCCAACCUCUUGUUUGUGACAAUGGAACUGGAAUGGUCAAGGCUGGAUUUGCGGGUGAUGAUGCACCUAGAGCAGUGUUCCCUAGUAUCGUAGGCAGACCUCGCCACACAGGUGUUAUGGUUGGGAUGGGCCAAAAAGAUGCCUAUGUUGGUGAUGAGGCCCAGUCCAAAAGGGGUAUUCUCACUUUAAAGUAUCCAAUCGAGCAUGGAAUUGUCAGCAAUUGGGAUGACAUGGAAAAGAUUUGGCAUCAUACCUUCUAUAACGAACUCCGUGUAGCUCCCGAGGAGCACCCGAUACUUUUAACUGAAGCUCCUCUUAACCCCAAGGCAAAUAGAGAGAAGAUGACUCAAAUCAUGUUCGAAUCUUUUAACGCACCUGCAAUGUAUGUCGCAAUUCAGGCAGUCCUGUCCCUCUAUGCUAGUGGCCGUACCACUGGUAUUGUGCUGGACUCUGGUGAUGGUGUCAGCCAUACUGUUCCAAUUUAUGAAGGAUAUGCUCUGCCUCAUGCAAUUCUUCGUUUGGAUCUUGCCGGUCGUGAUCUCACAGAUGCUCUCAUGAAGAUCCUUACUGAGAGAGGUUACUCAUUUACCACGACUGCAGAACGGGAAAUUGUAAGGGACAUAAAGGAGAAGCUCGCAUAUAUUGCUCUUGAUUAUGAACAGGAGCUGGAGACUGCCAAGACAAGCUCAACCGUGGAGAAGAGCUAUGAACUUCCAGACGGGAAAGAUUUGUAUGGAAACAUUGUGCUCAGUGGUGGGUCAACCAUGUUCCCUGGGAUUGCGGAUCGUAUGAGCAAGGAGAUUACUGCUCUUGCCCCAAGCAGCAUGAAGAUUAAGGUGGUUGCCCCACCUGAACGUAAAUACAGUGUCUGGAUUGGAGGGUCCAUCCUUGCCUCUCUUAGCACUUUCCAACAGAUGUGGAUCUCGAAGGGCGAGUACGAGGAGUCUGGGCCUGCGAUUGUCCACCGGAAAUGCUUCUGAGCUUCGCUUAUGUGGUACUUAGCUGCUCUGACAGGCAGACCUUUAUGUUAUAGUUAUGGCUUUAUUGUAACAGCAGGUUUGCUGAAGAUUGUGGGAUAUGCAAGUGAGAUGCAUGUCUGCUUUCAGAUUGGGCUGAUAAAUGCCCUCUUGUUAGAUGAUGUUUUGUGCCAUGGCACCAUAAACAUGUGCAGUUGGUGCCACAAACAUUUUCCAUAUUUUGGUCCUUUUCCUAUCUUAUUUUAGUUUGGUUAUAGUGGACUGUGGCUUUUCCAUCAGGUUUGCUGGUAUUGUUUGGUUUCUUUUUAAGUCUAAUGUUGUUGAAAAGAACUUUGUAAUUUACUGUAUUUGUUCAGCUCGAUUGUCUUUUUGAAAC